Molecule: messenger RNA, 771 nt
Organism: Adineta ricciae
Lineage: Eukaryota; Metazoa; Rotifera; Eurotatoria; Adinetida; Adinetidae
Source: the annotation of a GenBank genome assembly
AUGGCGCUUGGUACAAAAAACUCACAUCCAUGGUUUGAAGUUUUUCAUUCGCGUCCUCGAGCAAAAUAUCAAGUUUUCAUUUUUCCAUCGGCUGGUGCAGCAGGUUAUUACUAUCGCGAAUGGGAUAAAGAAUUUCCUGAGUAUGAAUUCUCAAUCAUAAACUAUCCGGGACGAGCUGAGAGGCUCACUGAAAAGUGUUUAACAACGAUGAAGGAGUUUAUUGAGCAAUUGACAACUGGCCUUUUACCAUUUAUCACAAAACCGUGUAUUUUUAUUGGACAUAGUCUUGGAUCUGCGAUUAGUUACGCAUUAGCACGACAUAUGCUUGAAACGAAGAAUAAGGGAAAUUUUCUGAAGUUAUUAGUAGAACUGGGUCGAGGACCCCCACAUUUAGAAGAUCCCGAUGCUUCAUUUGAAAAGAUGACUGACGCGGAAAUUGUCGAAGAAUUAAAACGCAUUGCUGAUCCAUCAGCACGAGCAAUCUAUGAUUAUCCUGAAUAUGUUCAACUAAUGUUACCAAUGCUACGAGCGGAUUCGAAAGUAGCGGAUGAAUUGUGCGAUCCAAUUCCAUUGGAUAUUCCGAUAAUUGUGUACGGUGGCGAGAAGGAAGAUAAUGUGGAUGAAUCGUUUUUAGGUCGUUGGAAAGAAUUAACAAAUAAAAAAGAUCUCUUUCGUGUUCAAAUGUUUCCUGGUCAUCACAAUUUUCAAUCAGAAUGUCAAACUCAAGUCUUAACUCAUCUCAAAGAAGAUUUUCGCCGACUGCUGACUUAA